Lipotes vexillifer (Yangtze River dolphin) is the source of this 1917-nucleotide messenger RNA. RefSeq names its product C-X-C motif chemokine receptor 6 (gene CXCR6). Bases 120 to 1145 code for a protein of 341 amino acids. The record is from RefSeq and is a predicted model, not a curated record. Gene Ontology annotation, cellular component: external side of plasma membrane; membrane. Gene Ontology annotation, biological process: cell chemotaxis; positive regulation of cytosolic calcium ion concentration; G protein-coupled receptor signaling pathway. NCBI's taxonomy places the organism in Eukaryota, Metazoa, Chordata, Mammalia, Artiodactyla, Lipotidae. Gene Ontology annotation, molecular function: C-X-C chemokine receptor activity; C-C chemokine binding; C-C chemokine receptor activity. The transcript is spliced from 2 exons.
ACUCAACGGAAACACGGACCACAUCAGAGAGGCAGAGGCCGACCUUGCUGCUGUGAGCAACCUCAUCUCAGGAACAAACUGAAAGAGCAUCUCUACUGGGAUCCAUCAGAAAAGACACCAUGGCCGAGUACGACUACGGAGACCCCGGGUUCUUCAACGCUUCCAAUGACAGCAGCCAGGGGCACGAACACUUCCUGCAGUUCAGCAAGUUGUUCCUGCCCUGCAUGUAUGUGGUGGUGUUCCUCUGUGGCCUGGUGGGGAACUCCCUGGUGCUGGUCAUAUACAUCUUCUACCAGAAGCUGAAGAGCCUGACGGACGUGCUCCUAAUGAACCUACCCUUGGCUGACCUGGUGUUCGUCUGUACUCUGCCCUUCUGGGCCUACGCAGGCAUCCAUGAGUGGGUCUUCGGCAAAGUCAUGUGCAAAACCCUGCUGGGCAUCUACACUUUGAACUUCUACACGUCCAUGCUCAUCCUCACCUGCAUCACCGUGGACCGCUUCAUUGCAGUGGUUCAGGCCACCAAGGCCUAUAACCAGCAGGCCAAGCGGAUGGCCUGGGGUAAGGCCGUCUGCUUGUCCAUCUGGGUAGUUUCCCUGCUGGUUUCCUUGCCGCAGAUCAUCUAUGGCAACGUCCUUUACCUUGACAAGCCUGUCUGCGGCUAUCACAACGAGGAGAUUUCCACCAUGGUUCUGGCCACCCAGAUGACACUGGGGUUCUUCCUGCCAUUGCUUGCCAUGAUUGUCUGCUACUCAGUCAUAAUCAAGACACUGCUUCAGGCCCGAGGCUUCCAGAAGCACAAGCCUCUGAAGAUCAUCUUCCUGGUGGUGGCGGUGUUCCUGCUGCCCCAGACGCCCUUCAACCUCGUGAAGCUCAUCCGCAGCGCGAGCUGGGAGUACCACACCAUGACUAGCUUUCACUAUGCCAUCACAGUGACAGAGGCCAUCGCCUACCUGCGUGCCUGCCUUAAUCCUGUGCUCUAUGCCUUUGUUGGCCUGAAGUUUCGGAAGAACUUCUGGAAACUUGUGAAAGACGCUGGCUGCCUCCCUUACCUGGGUGUCUCAAGCCAACGGCAGUGUUCAGAGGACACUUCCAGGACUGCUUCAGCCUCUCGCAACAUGGAGGCGACCAGCAUGUUCCAGCUGUAGGCCUUGCUGGGCUUGGAGAGGCUGCUCAGAAGUCACAGGAGCAUGGCUGUGUCCUCUAAGGCUUUGUGUAUAGCAUGGGCAUUCCCAAGGAGAAGUUAUCAAAUGGUGCAGCUGGGGUGGGAAUGCUUCUUCUCAGGCAUGCGCAGAUUGUGCCCUCUUCUUUCACACCCAGGCCUGAAGCUCAAAGGGGAGACUGAAAGCUGCCAGAGCUUUCCUUCCUCUACCCCGAGAAUACCGACACCAGGGAAUGACGUGUGAUUCUCAAGACCCCAGGUUCUCCUUCAAUGGGAAUGGGAAUGGGACUAAGGGUUGAACAGGGGGACCUGGCCAACAAAGGUCUUGAUGGCAGGUGACACUCUGGGCUCCCAAGUUCAGAAGAUUCUUCUGCCGACUGGGAAGCAGGGGAGAUUAAAGCAGCCAUGAAAACCAGUGCUGACUCUGUGACUCAGACCUCCAUCACCAGGCACCCAAGAGAAAUGAGCUCAGGUUCUGCCACGCCUUGUGGGUUUGGUUUUAUAUGGAUAGGUGCUUUAUGUUCUCUUUGAUUAAUCCUGGAAGGACUAGCACCAGGGAAUAUGAAUGGGCCAAAGCAAAUUAGGGUCGGCUGAGGAUUCCAGUGGGCCACAGAAUGCUGGAAAAAUGUGCAAAGCUGAGUUUAAGACUAUCAUGAGUCUAAGCAGCACCUCCGAAAUGGAUCUUUGGUGGGUCUGCUCAUUUAAAACCUGAAUUUAUCCAAUGCCUCAGACACACACAAAUCAUAUAGAAAUGUAUA